Molecule: messenger RNA, 1716 nt
Organism: Peniophora sp. CBMAI 1063
Lineage: Eukaryota; Fungi; Basidiomycota; Agaricomycetes; Russulales; Peniophoraceae
Source: the annotation of a GenBank genome assembly
AUGAUGUCUGCUAGGCAUACUCAACACACAUCCCAGUCCAGUGCUACUGCUAGUACACACCCCACCCCUACCAGUUGGCUCACUAUUGAGGAUGAGCCAUCUGACAUUGAGGGAGAAGAUGAGGAGACAGAUGAGCUUAUAGCAGAUGAGGAUGAUGUCAUUAUACUGCAGCCAGCUACACCCACAAGUGUCCCAAGUGCAACCACAGGCAGAGCCGCGACACGGUCACGCGGGCCGAACGCGCAGUCGAACUCAACACGCACGGCGACUCGCGCCCCCCACACCGCCAUCACCAUUGCCGCCCCCACCGCCGUCAACGACUCAGCGACGACGGAAGAUGCUGCUGAAAACGCGGUUGCGACGUCCUCGCGCAAGAGCAAGAAGCGCCGUCGCCGCGACAGCGCGUCUGACGUGGGAAACGACCAUCAGCGGGCUGUGAAGUUGCAGCGUUCGCGCGCGCCUUCUCCGCCCUCGCUCCCAUCCACCAAAGUACAACCUCGGGAAGACGCACCGCCUCUCUCAUCUUCCGACGAUGCUACUAUUGACUCGCGUACGCGUGCAUCGGGUUCUGCGGCUGCCAGCACCUCGGCGACUACAACGACUUCGCCGACAUCCAACCCCGCUCAGCAACAUGCUUCCACCGCGCCCAUCUCAAGUUCAGACUCCGUGGCAGUCAUUCUGCCUCGUACGGAGAACGGCCUCGCUGCACAGCCGUGCUUCCUGGUGGAUCCCAUCGAUAGGAACGCUAUCGAAGCCCAACUCGUACAACUUCUGAACGCGGUGCGAUCCCGCAACACCGCGACGUCUACUUCAGCAGUCGCUGAAGCGGUAGAGGAUGUCAUGGACGUCGACAAUAUCGUGCAGGAUGUAGGCUCGAGCGUCAACGCGCCGCAGACUCCCGCGCCGCGCGAACGCCGCGCGAGCAACACCCCGCAGAACCAACGUUCAAACCCGCGCGGCCAUGACGGUUCGUCUGUGGCGCGUGCAAUUUCCGUCGAAGACAAAGACGAGGAGGACGAGGAUCCGGCAUACAAUACGCGUCGUAGCCGCAUGUUCCUCCGCUCGCUCGGUGCGAGCUACCGUAUGCACGGCAAUCCGCCGGUGCCUACGACGAGCGCGAACAGGACCGCGUCACCGAUUGCCCCGCUCUUUCUGCGCAACUCGGCUACCGUCGUCCCGCACGCGUCUCGUGCGGAUACUUGGAAUGAGGUGGCGAGGAGCAUCUAUGGACCUGGUAGCGAGACGCGCGGGUUGACGAAGCCGAAGCCUCCGCGUAAGUCGCGCGUCAAGGUGACCGCCUCGAAUGCCGCCUCGUCUGUCCCGCCCAGCGAAGCGAUGUCCUCGCGCGCCAUAUCGGAGAGAGCGUCAUCAAGCAGAGCCGGAUCAAUAGCCCAACCCAUAGACGUCGACGCCACGCCCCUCUCGCCCGAAGAACUCCAAGACCAAGCAAACGCCUGGGCCGCCCUCGUCCGCAGCUUCGUCAAAGGCAAAAACACGCGCACGCGCAACCAAGACGCGCUCCUCAGGGCCCUCUGCGACGCGGGCACGACGGAGAUGUCGUCGCUCGUGCUCGCGCGGUCCGGGCUGUAUGCGGCUGUGCGCGCGUUGGGACAGCAGGCGGCGGGCGAGAUGUUUGCGCCGGUUGAUGCGGCGCGGGCGUUGGCGGAGAGGUGGGUGGGGGAGUUUGGGGAGGGGGCGCUUGAGGAGGAGGUUUGA